CUAGGAAAACUUCUUUUUGUUCAUUCUUUCUCAUCGUGCGUAGUCACCUUCUUUAGUACUGAGUUGUUGUAUACUCUUUUGACAGAUGACGAGAACUAGAACUAAUGUUACUGGUGGUAGAGGGGAGGCACUUCCCGAGGCAGUUGUUGAGGCCCCAGCUAGAGGUAGGGGUAGAUCUCGAGCUAGAGGUCGUGCUAGUAGUGCGACAGUAGCCAGAGGUCGUGGACGUGGAGCAGCACCAGUGAGAGGUCGUGCUAGAGAGGUCUCUACCGAACCUCAGAUUGAUGACAGAGAGGACCAGGUUCCUCCAGAUCCCGUAGUCACACCUUUGCUUCAGGAUACGCUAUUGAGGGUGUUAAGUGUGUUAGAGGGCUUUUCUCAGGGUGGUGGUGCAACUACCACACCACAUGACUCUCGUACUAGAGAGGGGGCUCAGACCCAAGAGCAGCAACAAGCUCCGGUUGUUCAGGAUGCGGUGGGGCAACUACCAGUAGAUCCCGCGGUUCAGAAUGAUAUUGCACCAGCAGUUGGGGGUCAAGUUGCAUCGAUGGUUGUUCUGACAGAGGAUGAGCAGCGUAGGUAUGAGAGAUUUCGAAAGAUGGACCCACCUCAGUUUCAGGGUGGGAAGAGCGAGGACGCUCAUGAGUUUCUAACUACCUGCCGAGAGUUACUAGAGGUGGUUGGAUUAGCUGAGUCACAUGGGGUUAGAUAUGCUACACUCCAGCUUCGUGGACCAGCGAGAGACUGGUGGAGGACUUAUUCGGGAUGUUUGCCAGUUGGAUCUCCUCCAGUGACUUGGGAGCAGUUUGCUAGCGCAUUCCAAGAUCGUUUUAUCCCAUGGAGCGUGAGAGAGGAGAGUCGCUUGAGGUUUGAGAGUCUGAGACAGGAUGGUUUAUCGGUUACAGAGUAUGAGGCGCGUUUUUGCCAGUUGUCUAGGCAUGCGUUGGCCAUUAUUCCAAAUGAGACAGAGAGGAUCCGCAGAUUCGUGAGGGGAUUGACUUUCUCUAUCAGGUCAGCUGUGUUUCGGACAUCUAGGGAGGGGACUUCUUUCCAGUCCAUUGUGAGCGCCGCCAAAGAGGCGGAAUUGAUGGAGAGAGAGGAGUUUGGGGACCCUAAAAGGGCCCGUAUAUCAGGCCAGUUUCAUGGUGCCUCAUCUGGAGGUAGGGGAUCACAGAGAGUGAGUGGUUCUUUUCAGCAGCGGGGACCUAUUCAUGCAUCUAUGCCGACAUUUGAGGGUGGCCAGACAUCUAGGGGUUCUUAUGGCCCAGGUCAGGGCUCGUACGGUUCACAGCAGCGACCUACAGGGCGAGGCAAUUAUAGUGGGUUUUCAGGGUCCACACAACAGUUCCCAGGUCAGAGAUUUUGUUUUACUUGUGGAGAUCCCGAUCAUCUAAUGCGGCAGUGUACUUCACAAAGGGGUCGUGGUGGGCCUCGACCUAAUUCUUCAUUCCAGACUAGACCACCAGCACCACAGGGUAGAGGUCGUGGCAGAGUUCAGUCAGGUAGAGGUGAUAGAGUUUCUAGUAGUGGUGUUGCAGCUCAGCAGAGUGGGGGUAGAGGUACCACCCAGGAUGGAGGUGGACGAGGAGGCCACUGCUAUGCUUUCCCCGGGAGACCUGAGGCGGAGACCUCUGAUGCUGUUAUUACAGAGCUGGGUCCAGACUUGACAUUUGAGGAGGAGCCUAUAGCUAUUUUGGAUAGGCAAAUUCGAAAGCUUAGGACCAAAGAGAUUGCUUCAGUGAAGGUGCAAUGGAAGCACCGAUCAGUGGGAGAGGCAACUUGGGAGACUGAGUCUGACAUGCGUGCCAGAUAUCCUCAACUUUUUGAAGCUUCAGGUACUUUCUUUUACUUUAUGUUCGAGGACGAACAUGAUUUUUAG
Solanum pennellii is the source of this 1879-nucleotide messenger RNA. RefSeq lists its product as uncharacterized. Lineage: Eukaryota; Viridiplantae; Streptophyta; Magnoliopsida; Solanales; Solanaceae. Bases 86 to 1879 code for a protein of 597 amino acids. The transcript is spliced from 3 exons. Gene Ontology annotation, molecular function: nucleic acid binding; zinc ion binding. The record is from RefSeq and is a predicted model, not a curated record.